Messenger RNA from Stylonychia lemnae, 2238 nucleotides. NCBI's taxonomy places the organism in Eukaryota, Ciliophora, Spirotrichea, Sporadotrichida, Oxytrichidae. The record is from the annotation of a GenBank genome assembly.
AUGAAUAAACUAAAUUCAAAUAGAUAGCCCUCUGAUACAAGAAAAGAUAUCAAAAUAAGGUCCAAGACCACAAACAGAAUAUAUAUUCCAGGGAUCUAGCAAUAAAAUUAAGUUUUAAUUGCUGGCAUUCAAGACUUGGAUUUGGAUAAAAUUCCUCCCCUUCUCACAAAAUCUCCUCCUGACAUAAACGAAUCCUAACAGAAGUCUCUAAUAAUCUCUCCUUCAAAGAUUUAAUUUGCAAAUACAAGAAGAGUGAUUGAAAGCAGCACUUAAAAUGAGAAGUUAGAUUUGGGAAUCAAAUUAGAUGUAAAUGAAAUUAAGCAGCCUGAAAUUCGUAAAAUUAGGCCAAAGGAUCAAAUCACUCUAAUUAGGCAAAAGGAAUCUCUUGAAUAAAUGGCUGUAAAUAAAUCGGAAUCACUCGACAUACCAAUUUCAGGAAAAAGCAGACAAUCAAAUAAAUAUUUCUAGUAGAGUCAGCCAAAUCAGACUCAAACGAAUUUCAAAUUAGCUAUAAACGAGCAGCAGAGAAAUGUGAAUAAUCUAUCAACCUUUGCCAAUAAAAACGGUUACGGAGUAAAAGUAGAAAUGAUAGAGGGACAUCCUUAGCAAAACAUUUUUAGAUUUGAGAAUUCUUCUAUAUUGAUAUCAAGUAAUUUUGACUCUGGAAACUUGGCAUUUUGUAACAGAUAUGAUCGAAGUAUUUUUUCCCUUGGAAUGUGUACUGACUCUCAGCCCUUCAAACAAGAUGGAUAGUAUAGAACAUGGUUUCACUUUAGGGUGACAGGUGUACCUCAAGGUGACAGUCUGACUUUUAAUAUAAAAUAAAUGAAUCAUUAAAGCAAAUUAUUUGCCAAUGGGAUGAAGCCAGUUUACAAGGUACAAAACUAGAUGAGAUAAUAUAGGCGUAUAGCAGGAGAUUUAACCUACAAUGAUAUUUUAGAUCAAGGUGAAAAAUUAAAUAGGCAGUUUAGAGCCAGCAGUGAAAUUUACUUCCAUAAAGAGUUAGUUGGUCUCAGCUUGGAAGGAAGAUAAAUGGAAAUGUAUACUAUAACAAUCCAUUCGUUUGUGUUCACAAAAAUCCAGUUUUAAGACCUCAUAGAUUUGAUUGAAAAACUGUUUUCUUAAGCGCUAGAGUACAUCCUGGUGAAGUCCCUUCUUCUCAUGUACUAAAUGGGAUAAUAGACUUUAUUCUUUAGGAAUCCUAACUUGCAUCCUACGAUAUUUGUUGCUAAACAGUUGAUUCUAUAAUAGCAUAAACUUGGGAACCUUAAAUUCUAUAUUGACCUUCAUGCUCAUGCAGUAAAGAAAGGUUGCUUUAUUUUUGGAAAUAAUCUCCAGAAUCAUGAGGAUCAACUGCUAAAUCAAAUAUAUCCCAAAUUGAUAUCAAUGAAUAGUUUAAACUUUGACUUUGUAGAAUGCUCUUUUAAUGAAAAGCUCAUGAAUGCUAAGGAUAAAAAUUAUGAUGGAGGUUUGAGCAGAGAAGGCUGCGCCAGAGUUAGUAUUUAUUAGGAGACUAAGCUAGUUCAUUGUUAUACUUUAGAAUGCAAUUAUCAAACAGGUAGAAGAGUCAACCACAUUGCUCCCAAAAUUGAUUUGAGAACGAAUUAAAAGCUAGCAGAUCCUCCUACACCAAAUUACACUUAAGAGAUAUUUGAAGAUGUUGGAGUCUCAGUUUGUGUAGCUUUUCUAGAUUAUAAAGAGAUUAAUCCGAUCUCGAGAAUUCGGCAAUCCGCCCAUAAAAACUUAGAUGUAAUAUAUUUUUCUAAACAUAUUAGGGGCUUAAAAAAGAACUCAUACCCUCUAUACUAGGGAACUAAAUCUUCAACCAUUAGAUUAGGAGGAAAUAAACUACCAAUUGAAUAAAAGACUUAUAAUAUUUUACAAUAGACCCCUAAAACAAUUGAAAGUUAGAAUGAAUAGCAACCAGUUAUGUCUUAGCCAUAACUUAAUUGGGGUCGAGAAGAAAUUUAAACCACUUAAAAUAAUGAUUUUAUACUCAGAGGUGGUAGAUAAAUGAACUAAAUAGAUUACAAGCAAAAGUACAAAAAAUUUAUGUUUCCUAAAGGCUUAAUUGGGCAGACUAGUGGAACUAGUAAGCAUUCAGCAUCAUAAUCAGAGAAUUUCAGCUUUAAGUAGCAAAAGUACCUCAUAAAACUCCUAGUAACAGGCAUAGUAGCCAUCCUAGUAUUAUACCAAUGGGAACUUAUAAACUCUUAGAAAUACUUUGACUUCGAAUGA